AUGACGGCACACCCCGAACGCUUCGGCCGCACCAACAGCAGGGAGGGCGGCCUUACUCUGCCACCAUCUUCUUCAUCUUCAUCCACUUCAUCUGCGCAAGCACCACCGGUGGCGUCAUCAACGCAGACGGCGUCAGCAGCCGAGCUCGCGCGCUUGCAGCGCCCGCGGCGCAAGCGGAGCCUCAGCGCAACGUCGAUGCCGCGCGGAGGCGGACGCGGCAGCGGCGGAUCGGCGGCGUCUUCGUUCUCGCGUCUGUUCGAGAACCUGGCGGGCUCGGGCAGCGGGCGACCGCGGACCGGCAGCGGCAACGAGCCGCGCUCGGCCUCGUCGGCGGCUGGUCCGCCACCGAUCGUCAGCAGUGCCCUGGUCAAGCUGCAAAAGGCGUAUCUGGAGAAAUACACGAAACUGUUGUGUCUUGAGAUCGGAGAGGAGUUGCGAGGCGUGGAAGAAAAGCUCACGAAGUGGUCCAAGGCAAGGCUGGAGAAGGAGGGUCAGACCAUCUUCAAUCUCUGCGCCCGUCCGGUGGGCCAUCUCUUCCGCGAGGAGAUCCUCCAGUUCGCACCCGCCGGAUCCGAUUUUAUGCCCUACCACCGCUUCGCGCACGGUGACAUGGUACUCAUGACGCGGACGGAUCCGCUGAGCGAGAAGCCGAUGGAGGGCGUGGUGCUGGACAAGAGCAAGUCGCGGCUGCAGGUGGUCGUCAAGGACUACCCGCCCAACGUGUCUGAAGGCACCUGGCGCCUGGACAAGGGCGCCAACAGGGUGUCGCACGACCGCAUGAUUGACGCGCUGAACAAGUUCACCAGCAAUCGCAAUAUUGAACUGCCCGAUACCGUGAAACCCAUCCCCGGCGGCACAGUGCUGCGGGACCUGAUUGUGGGAAACGUCAAGGACCCCAAGGCGUGGGCUGCCCAGCCUCCGCCCAAGGAAUUGGCGGAUCGGUACGCGCGCAAGAAUUUUCCCAAGAAUUUUGAUGCCUGGAAGCUCAACGAGAGCCAGCGGAAGGUGAUCACCACCAUCCUCACUCGCAAGCUCACCCUCGUCCAAGGCCCUCCCGGCACCGGCAAAACGACGCUGGCUAUUCACUUGAUGAAGCUGCUCGUCCACCUGUGCCGCGGACAUGCGCCCAUUCUGUGUACGGCCGACACCAACGUCGCUGUUGACAACCUGCUCGAGGGCCUGGCCGACUCGGGCGUGCGCGCGGUGCGCGUGGGUCGGCCGGUCAAGAUCCGGGAGGAACUGCGCGACCUGUCGCUCGAGGCUCUCAUGCAAGAGCACGCCGCCAACAACAAGCUCGACGCCCUGCGCCAGGAGCUCGCCGGUCUGUCCCACGGCAAGACCCCCGAGGAACGGGCGGCGGCAAAGCGUGAGGGUGUGACGCUGCACCAGAACAUCCGGCGACUCGAAGACUAUAUUCACAACGACGUGCUCGGCAAGGCCGAUGUGAUCUGUGCCACGUGCAUCGGGGCUGGUCACGACCUACUCGCUUCACGUGCCUUCCCUAUCGUCAUUCUUGAUGAAUCGACGCAAGCCACCGAACCGGCCUCGCUGUGUGCGCUGGUGCACAACUCGCAGCACGUCGUACUUUUGGGCGACCACUACCAGCUCCCGCCCACAGUCACUUCGCCCGAAGCGCAGCAGGGCGGUCUGUCGGAGAGCUUGUUUGCGCGUAUGAUCGCGAUGGGUAUCGAGCCAUACAUGCUGGAGAUCCAAUACCGGAUGCACCCCAUCAUCUCCGAGUUCCCAAGCGUCCACUUCUACGGCGGCAAGAUCAAGGACGGCAUCGUGGCCGCCCAGCGCCCGUCGCCCACCGGCAUCGCGUGGCCCAGCGAAGGCAACCCCAUCGCCUUCGUCAAUGUCGACGGCUAUGAGAAACAAAGUACGGACGGCUAUUCGUGGUUCAACUCGGCUGAGGGCGAGGCCGUGUUCCAGCUGGUGUCGGCGUUCGACCAGCGGUCGGACGUCGGCGACGUGAAGGACAUCGGAGUCAUCACGCCCUACAACGGCCAAGUCAAGCACCUCGCCGACCUCUUCUCCAGGCGCGGUGGGAUGAACAAAAAUGAAAAGUGGCACAAGCUCAACAUCAACUCGGUGGACGGCUACCAGGGCCGUGAGAAGGAGGUCAUCAUCUUCACCGCCGUGCGCAGCAACUCCCGCGGCGACGUCGGCUUCCUGCGCGACUGGCGCCGGCUUAAUGUGGCGCUGACGCGGGCCAGGCGCGGGCUGCUCGUCGUGGGCAACCGACGUACGCUGCAGUCCGACGAGCACUGGGGCAAGUGGCUCAGAUGGAUCGACACCCACCGGCUCGGCACCAACCUGCAGGCCAUCCUGGGCCGCGGCCACCACCCGCCCGCCCCGGCCGGCGGCCGCUCCGGCUCUGACGAUGCCACGUCAUCACAUGUCAGCACCGAGGCUGAGGCCGAGGCCGGUGGUGAUGGUGACGAUGGCGGCGCCGGUGCUGAUGACGAUGCUGAGAGACAGGCGAGGCGGGAGGCCAAGCGGCUGGAGGAGGAGAAGAGCGAGCGCGAGCGGAUCGAACGGCGGAAGCGCGAGCGCAAGGCCGAGCGGGCGGCCGCGGCGGCGGAGGAGCGGCGCGAGAGGGAGCGAUCGGAGCGCGAGCGCGAGGAGGAGCGAUACCAACAGGAGGAGAAAGAGCGAAAGCGAGAGAAGAAAAGAGAGAAGAAGGAGAAGCAAGAGAAGAAAGAGCGAAAGCGACGUGAGAAGGCCGAGGCCAAGGCUCGGGAGAAGGCGCGGAUCGAAGCCGAGGCGGCCGCGAAAGCGAAGGCGGAAAAAGAAGAAAGAAGUGAAGAGAAAGAGGAGGAAGAACACGAAGCCGAACCGGUGGUGAUCCACAUUGACGACCACGACGAAUCGGUGGAUGGGUCGAUGUCGAUCGACCGGGCCGACGAAGAGGUGUCGAGAUCCGAACUCGAGGUGCCGCACGUGGCAAAGAGCGAAGAGGAAGAAGAAGAGAAGGAGGAGGAAGAAGAAAUGAAGGAGAACGAAGACGAGGAAAAGAGAGAAGAAGAAGAGAACGAAGAAGAGAAGGAGGCGGAGACGUCGGUGAGUAUGGACGUCGAAGAGCCACCAGAAGAGAAGAAGAAGUCAGAAGCGGAGGAAGAAGAAGUGGAAAUUAGGGAGAGGGCGAGGGCGUGGGAGGCGGUGGAGUCGAGCGUGGCAGAGGAGCGCACGCCGGCGGCGGCCACCAGAAAGCGGAAGCGCGGGUGGCGAAGCGAAGGAGAGAGCGAAAACGAAAGUAAGAGCGAAAGCGAAAACGAAGCGAGGAGGGAGGGGGCGGAGGAGGAGGGCGAGGCGGUGGUGGACCGCGACUUCGAGGAGGACCGGGACGCGCGGCUGCUGCGGCUCAAGCGCGCCCGGUGGCAGCAACAGCAGGCCGAGAAGCGCGAGCGACAGCGGGCCAUGGAGCUCGCGAAGCAGCGAGAAGAGGAAGAAGCGGAGGCGGAAAAGAUGAAAAAGAGCGAAGGCGAAGAGCGAAAGCGACAAGUGGUCGCCGUCGUGGUGCUGUCCGACAGCGAAGGCGAAAGAGAAAAAGACGAAGAAGAAGAAGAAGAAGAAGAAGAGAACGAAGAGAAGGGGAGAGAAGAAGUGGAAGAAAAGAAUGAAGAAGAGGAAGAAGUGGAAAAGAAUGAAGAAGAAGAAGCGAAGGAGGAAGAAGAAAUGAAGGCGUCGACGGAAGACAGCCUAAAGGCAGAGGAGAAAGAAGGCGAAGAAGAAGGCGAAGGCGAUGAGUGGCGCGUGGUGAGGCGAGGAGGCGACGACUCGUUCCUUCUCGACAACGACGAUGGCGACGAGAGCCGACAAGGGGGCGACCGCGAAGAGGAACAACGCGACGACGCAACGGAGGUGCCGCAGGCAGCCGAAGAGCCAGAAGAGGAGGAUGUGAGCAUCGCCGACAUCAAGCGGGACGAAGGCGAAGAGGAAAAGGAAGCGAACGAAGAAGAGGAGAAGGAAGAGGAAGAGAAGGAAGAGGAGGAGAAGGAAGAGGAGCCCACGAAGAAGCGUCCGCUGUUGGACGUCUCGCUGGACAUCACCCAACACGAGCCACACGACGGCGACGACGAUGACAGUAUGGAGGAGGAAGAGGAGGCGGAGGCGGUAGACGAAGGGCGGCGGAGACCAGAGCGGAAGGUGCGAAGGAUCAUGGCGAGCGACGAUGGUGAAGAAGAGGAUGGCGAAGGCGAAGGCGACGGCGAAGGCGAAGGCGAAGGCGAGAAUAAGGACGAAGUGGGCCGCAUCGAGGUGGAGAACAAGCUCGACGAUGAAGGAGACGAAGACAAAGAGGAGGAGGAGGAGGCAGGCGACGGUGAAGCGGUUCCUGUCAAGGAAGAACGCAACAGCAGUGACGACGACGAGCAAGGCGGCGACGAUGCGGGCGAGCAGGCGCCCAUCGAGCAAGAGGAAGACCAGGACGACGAAGCGAAGGAGGAGAUGGAGCAGGAGCCGGAGGUGAAGGCGGAGGAGGAGGAGGAGGGCAACGGGGAGACGGGACCGCUGGUGCUGUUGAGCGUCGUAGACGGCCUACCGCUCCCGGCCCGGGUCUCGAACCCGUCGUCGCCGCGCCCGCCCGCGACCGCCGAACCACUCCACGACGAAAACGAAGACGACGGAGAAAGCGAACACGAAGCAAAGAACGAAGAAAAAGAGAGAAGCGAUGAAGGAGAAGAAGGAGAAGAAGGCGAGCAGGUGGAGGAAGAGGCGAAGAAGGGCGACGCAAUGGAGGUGGAAGAGGAGGUGUCGAUGGCCGACGACCGGGCUACGGACCUCACGAACCGAGAGGCGGAAGACGAGGGCGAAGAGCGAUCGUCGCCGGUGUUGGAAGGCGACGGCGAGGCCUUGAGCCACGGCGGGCUCGUGCGGCACCGGGUGUCAGGUGCGACGGAAACGGAGGAUUCGGUGUUUGACGCCGAAGUGGACGAGAUCAGCGGCGGCCAGAAGCGGUUCAUCUUCUGA
Molecule: messenger RNA, 4971 nt
Organism: Acanthamoeba castellanii str. Neff
Lineage: Eukaryota; Discosea; Longamoebia; Acanthamoebidae
Product: putative DNA helicase
Exons: 15
Coding region: 1-4971 (1656 amino acids)
Biological process (GO): nuclear-transcribed mRNA catabolic process, nonsense-mediated decay
Cellular component (GO): cytoplasm
Molecular function (GO): RNA helicase activity
Source: RefSeq, a predicted model, not a curated record